Molecule: messenger RNA, 2235 nt
Organism: Arabidopsis thaliana (thale cress)
Lineage: Eukaryota; Viridiplantae; Streptophyta; Magnoliopsida; Brassicales; Brassicaceae
Product: Cysteine/Histidine-rich C1 domain family protein
Exons: 1
Coding region: 1-2133 (710 amino acids)
Source: RefSeq, marked reviewed
AUGGAAAAAGAAGAAGUAUCUCUACCUCUUGGAUACAAUCACCAAAGCAGCAGAAAGAUGGACAAAGAAGAAGUAUCUCCACUUCCUCCGCCUCUUCCUCCUCUUGGAUUUGGACGAUAUCAAACCAGAAACCACAAAAAGAUGGACAAAGAAGAAGUAUCUCCACCUCCUCCGCCUCUUCCGCUUUUUGGAUAUGGACGAUAUCAAACCAGAAACCACAAAAAGAUGGACAAAGAAAAAGUUCCUCCACCUCCUUCACCUCAUCCACCUCUUCACUCCCUUCCAUCAAGCAAACCUGAAGUAAAACCUCACCCUCGUCCUACAGGAAACCCAAUAUGUCCUGUGUCUCAUCCAAGUCAACCUCACACCCUCUCUCUUAGAUCUGGCAGAAACACCAAGUUUGAUUGUUUUUCAUGCCGUAAACAUAUGUCUCCCUUGACUUACCAUAAUUACCAUUACUACUGCAAGACGUGCGAUAUGGAGUUUCACCAUGGUUGUCACACGUUUCCAAGGAAGUUAACACAUCCUUAUCACCUCCAACACCCUCUUACUUUCACCUUCAGGAACAAUGAAACCGGAUUCCUAUCUGAUGGCAAUAUAGAUGUAUCCUUUUCCACUACACUUUCGUCCUACUCCAACCUGCCUGGAUCCAACAAAUCUGAUCAUAACAAGUUUGAAUCUACGGAAUCUGAUCAAUGCACAUGGUGUGGAAAAUAUAUCCAAGGCAAUUGGUUUUAUCAUUGUCCUAUAUGCAACUUUUGUUUGGAUCUCUCUUGCUCCCAACAAAGUGUUCCACUUCUCCUCGUCGCGAAACCAAAGAGUCAUCACCAUCCACUCGUCUUCUACACGCGACCACUCUUGACUCCAUGUGAUGCGUGUGGGUUGGUCAAUGUGUUGGAGCCAAGCUAUGCUUGUUUUCAGUGUAAUUACAUGGUGCAUCAAAGCUGCAUCGACUUACCACGAGUCAUAAAGAUCACGCGUCACGAGCAUCGUCUUCAUCAUACUCCUUACCUCCGUUCCACAAUUUCACCAUGCCGGAUCUGCUACCAACCAGUUGACAUCAAGUACGGCCAAUAUUAUUGCAACCGCGAGAAUUGCUCUUAUGUAGUUCAUUCAAAAUGUGCAACACAUGAGAACAUAUGGGACAGGAAAGAACUCGAAUGGGAACCCGAAGAAUCUGACGAAAUUGAAGAUAUCAUGCCAUUUAAGAAGUUCGGUAGUGAUAUGAUAAAGCAUUUCUCUCAUGACCAUCUUCUAAAGCUCGAGACAUAUGAUGGUGCUCGAGAUGCAGAGAAGCAAUGUCAAGCAUGCAUCCUUCCGAUCAACUCUCAUGAUUUCUACAAUUGCAUGGAAUGUGAUUUUUUCCUCCAUGAGGUAUGUGCUUGUCUUCUUCGAAAGCUGAACCAUGCGUUACACAAACACACUCUUAUCUUAGAUACCUCUCCUCAAAACCACUAUGAUCUCAUCAAUUGUUCAGUUUGUUCCAGAAAGUCCACUGGUUUCAUGUACAGAUGUUCCGAAACUGAUUGUAGAUUAUUAAAAGAUCAAGUUCUUCAGAUAGAUGUUCGAUGUAUUUUAGUUCUUGAUUAUUUCACCCAUGAAAGUCAUGAACAUCCUCUAUUCAUCUGCACAUCCUCCAAAGGUGAAAACAAGAUUUGUUGCGAGGGUUGCAAGGAGAUUUGCCAGCAGCCUUACCUACAGUGUACAAGGUGCAAAUUUGCUAUGUGUUAUCAAUGCACUACCGUUCCAACUGAAGUAUGCUACAAAUACGACAAGCAUCCUCUCUCUCUUUGCUAUGGAGAACAAGCAGAUGAUAUGUAUUGGUGUGAAAUAUGUGAGAAAGAGGUUAAUCCAGCGGACUGGUUCUACACAUGCAACAUAUGUUGUAUCACUAUCCACCUUCAUUGCAUAUUCGGAAAUUCUGUUUAUAUGAAGCCUGGUUUAACAUUUGAAUAUGGCUUCACUAGUAAAGUGGAAGUUCUUCGCAAUAGUAACAGCACUCGACCGCUUUGCGUUAGAUGUGGUAAUCAUUGUCCAGGUUACAGCUAUUAUUGCCAUAUAGGCAGCUACGGUCAAUGGACACUUAAAAGUGUUACUUGUUCGUUGAAAUGUUUGGAGCCUUAUUUGUAUUAAUUUUGUACAGAUAAAACCGUUCGAUAAAACGGUUACAUGAUGAACUUUCUUUGUUUUUUUGAAUUUGCAUUGUUGUUUUUUCCGGGACUUGUAUCAUUACCA